Drosophila ananassae is the source of this 1230-nucleotide messenger RNA. Its product is annotated as O-glucosyltransferase rumi. Gene Ontology annotation, biological process: positive regulation of Notch signaling pathway; protein O-linked glycosylation. The transcript is spliced from 2 exons. The coding region runs from base 13 to 1230 and encodes 405 amino acids. Gene Ontology annotation, molecular function: UDP-xylosyltransferase activity; UDP-glucosyltransferase activity. Lineage: Eukaryota; Metazoa; Arthropoda; Insecta; Diptera; Drosophilidae. The record is from RefSeq and is a predicted model, not a curated record. Gene Ontology annotation, cellular component: endomembrane system.
CUAAAAUUGGAAAUGGCUCUAACGAGGAGAAUGAUCCGGGAAAUCCUGGUUUUGUUUUGCAUUCUACAUGGCGUUUCCGCGAUGGUGAAUAAAUGUCCGGCCAAUCUGCUAUCUCCGAGAUCCAACUCUACCUUGGACCUUGUUCCUAAUAUUUUAGAAGCUCUGGCGGAUUAUAGGCCAUGUGAACCAGGAGACCCGCUGUGCCUCUGCCAUGCCGCAACCAUAACCAAGGAUUUAGAGCCUUAUUCGGACAAAGGUAUCUCUCAAGAUAUGAUUUCGCAAUCUAAACGCCAGGGUACUCUAUAUAAGGUCAUUCGGCGACGAAUCUUUCGCCAAGAGCAUUGCUCCCAUCCCUUGAGGUGUUCGAGUGUGGAAGAUGUACUUUUGGAAAUAGCCGGGGAUCUUCCGGAUCUGGAAUUUGUUCUCAAUGUCUGUGACUGGCCACAGGUUCCCUUUCUAUCCGGAUUAAGUGGACCCGUUUUCUCCCAUUCAACUACAGCCCUACACUUGGACAUUAUGUGUCCGGCAUGGUCGUUUUGGACUGUUUUCGGACCAAAACUACAACAAUAUCCGCAUGGUUUGGGCCGCUGGGAUUGGAUGCGUCAGCACAUAGCAGCCGCUGCUACUAGGAUCCCCUGGAAGAGUAAGAAGGCGUUGGGUUUUUUCAGAGGUUCCAGAUCUUCACCAGACCGGGAUAAUGUGGUGAUUCUUUCCAAGAGAUAUCCGAAUUUGGUCGAUGCCCAAUACACGCUAUACGUAGCCGAUAAGUUUUCGUCCCACAUUCUAACUUCGGAUCCUGCAGAGGAACUACCAUUGGCGGAUCACUGCCAGUUUAAGUACCUAUUUAGUUUUCGCGGGGUAGCUGCCAGCUUCAGAUUAAGACACAUCCUCUUAUGUCGCUCCCUUGUCCUUCAUGUGGGUGACCAGUGGCAAGAGUUUUUCUACGGACAACUAAAGCCAUGGGUACACUACGUUCCAGUGGCCAGCAACGCCUCUGUGGAGGACCUGGCGGAACUACUGCGCUAUUUGCGCCAAAACGAUGACCUGGCGGAGGAAAUCGCUGAAAGGGGUCAUCAGUUUGUUUGGAUGCACCUGCGUAUGGCUGAUGUGCUCUGUUAUUGGCGUAAGCUGCUCCAGGAGUACUCCAAGUUACUGAUGUAUAAGGUCAAACUAGAGCCUGGGUUUUAUGAGGUUUCAAACACAAAAGCCGUACAAAUUUAUCGCGGCUAA